Oncorhynchus keta (chum salmon) is the source of this 1189-nucleotide messenger RNA. RefSeq lists its product as uncharacterized. The transcript is spliced from 7 exons. Gene Ontology annotation, cellular component: nucleus. The coding region runs from base 221 to 1048 and encodes 275 amino acids. The record is from RefSeq and is a predicted model, not a curated record. Lineage: Eukaryota; Metazoa; Chordata; Actinopteri; Salmoniformes; Salmonidae.
CUGUUGCACAAAAGUAGAAUUAAGACAUCCGGGAUAAAUGACUAAACUGAGCUCAAUGAAGCCAAAACAUGUGCGUCCAGGCUUAAUUGGUUGCACAAAGACCAAGCCAGGAUGAGCAGACACGGAUUCAUUAAGCCGGGUGAAACCAAUCCUGGAUAGGUGCGCGCUCACGGCUCACUCAAAUAGACCCCGCCACAGAUCACAGAUUAACUGAUUUACCAUGGCAACUAGAGCCGCGUACUUUUCCCCGUCGGAAGCACAAAUCCUCAUGGAGGCAUACGAGGAGGUAAAAGAUAUAAUUAAGAAGAAAGGCAACACCGCCACAGUGAUAAAGCAAAGAGAAAAAGCGUGGCAAAGUAUUGCAGACCGCCUGAAUGCAUUAAACAUGAACGGGCCAAAACGGACAUGGCAGCAGGUCAAAAUCAAAUACAAGAACAUUCUGCAGAAUGCAGUGAAAAAGAAUACCCACAGACAAGGCACGGGUGGUGGGUCACCAAAGGCUGACCUUACCCCAACAGAGGACAUGGCCUUGGAGCUAAAUAAAGGCAGGCCCGUCUUAGAGGGGAUCCCUGGGGGGAAAGAGACGAGCAUAGGUUCCUCCCAAGAUGCCACCCGCUUCAUUCAAGUGUCUGGCAGCACUGUGUUCCUGUUAGAGCCACCAGCACAAGCACCAGACGAUGCUGAUCCAGGUGAAGGCCCCAGUGCAGCAGCAACAGCACAUGAUGGAGACGAUGAUGAUGAGGAGGAGACCAUCUCUCUGGAUUCCAGAAGGCAUGAGGACCCAGAUGCUAUACAGUGGGAAAACCAGCCUGGCAACAUAAGCUCACAAGCUAUCAGAAAGUUGUAUGGCAACCACCUCCGGCGCCAAAUAGAACUGGCAGACAUAGACAUUCAGUACAAGAAGAAAAAGAUGGAAAAUCUUGCACUGGAGUCCGAAAUAAAAAAGAGGACAAUUAGGAAACUGGACCUUGAAAUAAAAAAACUUGAGAGGGAGGUGAGAUAUGCCUUCAAUGUACACUGUAUGCUAACUGUAACACAAAUGUAUUAAUCAUUAUUUGUAUUUCCUCCCCCAGCUCCAAGAAGAUGACACAGCUCAAAAUAAAAAUUAGGUAUAUUCUCGUAAAGUCAAGUGAGCCAUGACAUAUGAGCUCUUAUUGUGAGCACACAGGACGGUGGCAUCUUUCUAAGG